UUGUAUGUUUUUCUGUGGUUGUCUUGCUGCAGUUUUGUAUUUCCCACUGUUGUGCCCUUUAUGAGUUUUCUGUGAACGUUCAGUAUUAAAGUGAAUGUGUACCUAUUCCACUACUACUAGGAGCUGCAUGCAGAUUUGAGGGUAACUGUAGCUUUAAAUUCUCUGAGCUGCAAAUAAUAAUUGGCUCAGGGUUGUAUUUGCAUUAUAGUGAUGCCUCCCCCAAAACAGAGUUGUGGUGAUCCUUCGAAUAAUUACGCAUGCAUUAUGGGGUUUCUCCGUUUACACAGCUGGAUUAUAGUCUCUGCUAUGGGGGUGGGAAAAAAGUGGGGAUAUUAGGCAUGUAUUUUAUUAUUUUCUAACCUCCAGCCCUAUAGUAUAAGUGUAAAAUCACCAUGUCGCCAUGGCAGGUACCCUGGUUAUUAUCCUGUGCAGCAUCACCCCAUUAGAAAAAAAGCCUUUGUAGCAUUAUUUAGAUAAAGGCUGAAAUUCCACCUGGGGUAAGACGAUCCCCCUGGCAUCAGUACUGGGCCUUUACUCUGUGCUUGGUGAUGUGAAUGAGCUGGGCAGGCUCAGGCACAGGGAAAGGGAAGGCACAAUGGGAUGGAAGAAUUUCAGGAAUCUGCGGGUGGAGAGAAUGAAUUACGUUGGACAGCUGGCUGGCUCUGUGCUGGGUCGGGUACGGGAGCUGUAUAGUGGUGUCAAUCCAGCCACACUUUCUGGCGCUAUUGAUGUGGUGGUCGUCAGGCAGCAAGAUGGCUCUUUCCGUUCCUCACCUUUUCAUGUGCGUUUUGGGAAGCUUGGAGUACUGCACUCUGCAGAGAUUGGGGUUGAUAUUGAGGUGAAUGGGGAGCCUGUGGAUCUUCAGAUGAGACUUGGAGAGAAUGGAGAAGGCUUCUUUGUCCAAGAGGUGGAUAGAAGUGAGAGCACAGAAGCCCCCUCUGUUUCCAUCACCAUACCAACAGUGCAUCAGCCCUCAACGCUGCUUCCAGAAAGGAAUGAAUCGUCACUGGCCCCCAUAACCCCCAAGUCCAUGCACACAACACCUGUUUGUGACACCCCCACGAGGAGGCAGCACUGGGUAAAAAGUAGGAUGAGAAGGAAACAGGAUGAAGCAGCAGGAGAAGUUGAUGAUGUUGGCGAGUCCACACUUCCAGCUUGUGAUUCCAUAUAUUUCUCCUUUGUGGAUAUGCCAGAAGACAUCUCUCAUGAGCCAUGUGAGGGUUCCUUCCCAGAUUCUGAAGAAGAGCACAGGAGCAGCCGUUCGCCGUCUCCAAAAAGUGAUUCUGAGCUGGAAAUGAGACCCAUUCAUUCUUCCACUUCUGAGCAGUGCAUGGAGUGGGACUGGGGAAGACUGCCACAGGUCAGCUGGUCUGAUUUGGGACACCAGAAAACCCAGUCUGCUCCUCCAAGUCCCACCAGCAGAGUGGCCCCUCAACUCCCUGGCAUUGAACUAGGCAACAACAUCACCUCUCCCAUAGUGGAGCUGAUAAGAGAAGGAGCACCUCAUUUCAGUAGCCAGAGUGACAUCUUAGGGCUAGAGAACCAUAAAGAGGACCUCUCCAAUGGGCCUCCAAUGCUGGCUCCAGAUGAUGUCUUAUCUCCAGCUUCCCAGGAAGUCUCUCUCUACUUCCCAAACAGUGAUCCAUACCCAUUGCCACCACCUGUUCAAAAUAAUGAAAACAACGAUAAACACAUUAAUGAGGACCCAGAAGAACUAGGGGAGCCCCAGGAGGACUGUGUAGCUCUCUCACUAUGUGGAGGUCUGGCACAAAGCUGGGACAUUCCAGAGGACUGGUUCUUGAAGCAUCAAAUCUCCUACUCUGAAUUCUGCCAAAAUCCCUCAAUCAUGGAAGAUCCCAGGCUGGUGCUGCGGAUACACAACAAAUACUAUAACUGGGCGACCGCGGCCCCUAUUAUUUUGUGUAUGCAGGUGUUUAACCGAGAGCUGCCACAGGAGGUAAUUAAUCAGGUCACACAGCAGAAGAUGCCCAGAAAUCGAAGCUGGUGGUUUUCCUGGCGCAGACGCAACAUUGGUCCGCCAGUCUCCAAACCUCCAGAAUGUGGGGAGCAGAAGGUGGAGUCCAGCUCCAAUCGAUUAAAGGAGGAUGAUGAAGCCAGAGAGGCUCCAGCACAACCUUUAACAUAUCAGAGGUCCUUGCGCUUGACGUCUGAGCAAAUAAAACGUUUAAAUCUACACAAUGGAGCCAAUGACGUAGUGUUCAGUGUCUGCACAAAGUUCCAAGGGACGUGCCGUAGUCGAGCGCAGAUCUACCUGUGGGAUAGUGAAGACCGGAUCAUUGUCAGUGACAUUGACGGUACAGUGACAAGGUCAGAUGCUCUUGGUCACAUAUUGCCACAGUUUGGAAAGGACUGGACACAGCCAGGAAUUGUUCAGCUAUACCAUGCCAUCCACACGAAUGGCUAUAACUUCCUGUACUGUUCUGCACGCUCGGUGGGUCUGGCAGAGCUCACAAAGGGUUAUCUCCGUGGGGUGAGUGAGAGGGGCUGCACUCUACCCCCAGGACCACUACUGCUUUCCCCCAGCAGUCUCUUCACUGCCCUGCACAGGGAAGUUAUAGAAAAAGCCCCUGAGCGCUUCAAGAUUUCGUGCCUCUCGGAUAUCUGCCAGCUCUUCCCGGAGCCCCAGCCAUUUCACGCUGCUUUUGGGAACAGACCCAAUGACGUCUUGGCCUAUAAGGAGGUGGGAGUUCCGGAAUCUCGAAUCUUUACUGUGAACACAAAGGGAGAAUUAACUCAAGAUCUGAAUCCCAGUUUUAAAUCCUCGUACUCUGCAUUAAGUGAAUUGGUCAAUGUCAUGUUUCCUCCAACCACGUGCUGUUCUGUUUCUGCGCUGCUUUCCCCAGAGUUCAGCCACUUUUCCUUCUGGAGGGAUCCACUGCCCAGUCUCAGCGAGGAGGAAUUUACACAGGUUUCCUAGCACUGAGAGAUCUGCCACCUGCUGAUACACCUGUUGUUUUACAUAAGGACAUGUAACUCCUCAUUUAUAUAAACAGACUUUCCUAUCAAUGUGCAGCAUGGCACCUCCAUUGGACAUUGUAGGGUUCUGCAGGCAGGGCCAAGAUGGUGCCAUUUGAAUGCACAGUUCUGCUUGAGGUCUUGUGGAACCUAGUAACAUUACUGCCUCCUGUUCUGCAGAAAGCAGAGCUGCUCCUGGCUUCCUGUGUCUUCCCUCUGUGCCCCUCGUGCUUGUGUUGAGAUGCGGUCAGGGGUAAACAGUUAUUGUGAUUUUGCACUAUAAAUACAUAUCUGCUUUA
Xenopus laevis (African clawed frog) is the source of this 3275-nucleotide messenger RNA. It is a transcript of the gene lpin3.L, whose product is annotated as lipin 3 L homeolog. Gene Ontology annotation, cellular component: nucleus. The coding region runs from base 596 to 2938 and encodes 780 amino acids. NCBI's taxonomy places the organism in Eukaryota, Metazoa, Chordata, Amphibia, Anura, Pipidae. Gene Ontology annotation, biological process: positive regulation of transcription by RNA polymerase II; fatty acid catabolic process; triglyceride biosynthetic process. The transcript has 20 exons. The record is from RefSeq and is a predicted model, not a curated record. Gene Ontology annotation, molecular function: phosphatidate phosphatase activity; transcription coactivator activity.